CCCUGCCCUCCAACCAUCUCUCUCUCUUCUUUUGCUAGGAAAAAUGGGGUUGUCGAUGGACAGCGGCGAGACGAGCCGCACCCACAAAGUGUUCCUGUUGACGAACUACAUCCUCCUCGGCGCCGCGUCGAGCUGCAUCUUCCUCACCCUCUCCCUCCGCCUGAUCCCCUCCCUCGUGGGCGCCCUCCUCAUCCUCCUCCACAUCGUCACCAUCGGCGGCGCCGUCUCCGGCUGCGCGGCGGCCAGGCGGCGCGUGGGCGGCGGCAAGUUCUACGGCGCCCACAUGGUGGCCACCGUCCUGACCGCCAUCUUCCAGGGCUCCAUCUCCGUGCUCAUCUUCACGCGGCCGUCGGACUUCCUGGGGCGGCUGAAGUCGUAUGUCCGCGAGGACGACGGCGUGCUGAUCCUGAAGCUCGCCGGCGGCCUCUGCGUGCUCAUCUUCUGCCUGGAGUGGGCCGUGCUCACGCUCGCCUUCUUCUUGAACUAUUAUGCCCACGUCGAUGUUCAUGGAAUCCACAGCGCCAAGGUUCGGGACGGGGACGACUUGAAGACCCUCCCCUGCCCACCACUUCAAGUCUAGCUACCUUCCAAUAAAUUAAUAUAAUAAUGUUUAUUUAUUCUUGUAUAUUCCAUCAUUUUAUGUAUCAUUUGAAUUAAUUUUGAUUGCUGAAUUUGAUUUAUUCAA
Messenger RNA from Salvia miltiorrhiza (redroot sage), 685 nucleotides. RefSeq lists its product as uncharacterized. Bases 44 to 580 code for a protein of 178 amino acids. The transcript has a single exon. The record is from RefSeq and is a predicted model, not a curated record. Lineage: Eukaryota; Viridiplantae; Streptophyta; Magnoliopsida; Lamiales; Lamiaceae.